Molecule: messenger RNA, 255 nt
Organism: Colletotrichum costaricense
Lineage: Eukaryota; Fungi; Ascomycota; Sordariomycetes; Glomerellales; Glomerellaceae
Exons: 3
Coding region: 1-255 (84 amino acids)
Source: RefSeq, a predicted model, not a curated record
AUGCUAAAAGUCUCCCUCACCCUCACGGCCUCACCUCUCGAAAUUUACACGGCUCAGCCUCCAGCUCACUGCUCACGACCCUUUGCUCAAACGCUCAGUCAAAUCGUCUAUUCGCCGCCUCCAACAGUCCACGACAUAACCGAGGAUACCGCCGAGCCUCUUAGCCCGUCAGAUGGCUCCAGACUUGAGAGACUGGUCCAGCCCGCUGCGACCGCUGACUCUGCCGCAUUCCUUGUAGCGGUUGGCGCCGACUGA